Messenger RNA from Dictyostelium purpureum, 645 nucleotides. RefSeq lists its product as uncharacterized. The annotation marks the transcript as partial. NCBI's taxonomy places the organism in Eukaryota, Evosea, Eumycetozoa, Dictyosteliales, Dictyosteliaceae. The record is from RefSeq and is a predicted model, not a curated record. The transcript has a single exon.
AUGAAUUCUCUUUCAUUAAAUGGUAACCCAGAAUCUAUUUCAUCUAGUAGCUUAGAAUCAUCAAUAUCAAGUGAUACUGAUUCUAUAUCACAAAGUAUAGAACCUAUAUUAGCAGGUGGCAGUUCAUCUCCUGCUUCAUCAAGUACCAGUGCUUCAUACUCUAUUACAUCAUCAGAUAGUGAACUAAAUGUUCCAUCAAGUGGUAGUACAUCUAUUUCAUCAAGUAGUAGUUCAUCUGUUUCAUCAAGCAGUAUAUCACCCUCUUCACCAAAAAUAAGUAGCACAGAACCUGUUUCAUCAAGUGGCACAGAAUCUAUUUCAUCAAGUGAUAAUUCAGGGCCAGCUUCAUCAAGUGGGGAUACAUCUGAUUCAUCAAGUGGAAGUGCAUCUGAUUCAUCAAGCAAUAUAUCACCUUCUUCAACAAUAGGCAGCACAGAACCUGUUUCGCCUAGUAGCACUUCAAGUGGUAACACCGAACCUGUUUCAUCAAGUGGUAGUGCAUCACUUGUUUCAUCGAGUAGUUUAGAGUCAUCUGAAACUAGUGGUAGUGUAGAAUCUAUUUCAUCAAGUAGUAUAGCAAGUAGUGUAGAAUCUGUUACACCAAAUAGUGCAGUUUCAUCAAGUAGUACAUCACAAUCUUCAUCA